CUGGGCCGCAGCAGCCGGCUCCAAGUUCCCUCCCUCGUCCUCCGGCGAAGCCUGCCUGAGCCCUCCCAGUCGGUGCAGACCGGACCGUCGCGGCCGCCGCCAGCGGGGCCCUCCGCGGCGCGCGUCCUGGGCCCGUUCCGCCCGCCCCGCCCUCGCCCGCGCCCUGCCCGCGGCCCCGCGCGAGGACUCGGCCGCCUCUCCAGCCCGCUCUCGGCACUCCGCCCCUAGCGGGCCCUGGCUCUCCCUCCUCGCGGUCCUCGGGAGCCUGGCGCCCGGCUCGGGCCGCACCGCCGGGGACUGAGGUGCGCGGCCCAGACAUCUCCAAAUUGGACAUUCAGAGCAGCAUUCUUGUUCUUUCUACAUCUUGAAUUAGAAACUGCCAAGGGUCUGUAAGUCCUGAUAAGGAAAUAAAAGCAAUUUCCUGCUGCAGAGAGCAUUUUAAGGAAGGACAGCGUUCCUGUGACCUCAGCCUACCAUCCAUAAAAUACUCAUUCCCCUUUCAGCUUUGAUUCUGAGCCCACACUCCGGGCCUCUCCUGGCCCUCAGGUCCUGCUCUUUGCGGAGUGGUGCCAGGCAAAUGCACUCAUUUCUUCCUGGAAUCUUCCUCGGACACUUCGCGUGAUUGCCACUGUCCUGUGAGCUCUGCCUGCCGUGGAACACAAAGACCUGGAGGAGACUCCCACCUCCUUCAGGGAGAAGAAAGGAGGCAGCGAAGCAGAUUAAAGCAACUCGUGGCUUGUGGCCUUUUUGUCCAGGGGCUGCCUGGAAGCGGAGGAAAGCGUGUGAAAGCCCCCGCGGCGGUGAACGGGCUGUGAGAUGAGGCGCUGCCGCGACCGCCGCUGCUGACACUCGCUCCCAGGCUGCACCCGCCGCCCGCCUUGCUUCAUGUACAUGUGUCUAUUCAGGCCGUGCGGAGGCGCCCAGAAGAGCAUCCAACACGGCUGCCGGGGAGAGACCGCCCACCAUGCCCACGGAGACCCUACAGACAGGUAGCAUGGUGAAGCCGGUCAGCCCCGCGGGCACCUUCACCUCGGCCGUGCCCCUGCGCAUCCUCAACAAGGGGCCAGACUACUUCCGCAGGCAGGCCGAGCCCAACCCCAAGCGGCUCAGCGCCGUGGAGAGGCUGGAGGCCGACAAGGCCAAGUACGUCAAGAGCCAGGAGGUGAUCAACGCCAAGCAGGAGCCGGUGAAGCCCGCCGUGCUGGCCAAGCCCCCGGUGUGCCCGGCUGCCAAGCGCGCGCUGGGCAGCCCCACGCUCAAAGUGUUCGGCAACCACGCCAAGACCGAGAGCGGCGUGCAGAGGGAGAACCUCAAGCUGGAGAUCCUGAAGAACAUCAUCAACAGCUCCGAGGGCUCCAGCUCGGGCUCAGGGCACAAGCACAGCUCCCGCAACUGGCCGCCGCACCGCUCGGAGGCUCCCGACCUGCACCGGCACUCCUUCGCGGAGUCCCUGAAGGUCUACCCCACGCAGGGCCGCGGCAGCCCGCAGGAGGGCGGCUCCCACGUGAGCAGGAGGCUGCUGGAGCAGUCGGCCGAGUCCUUCCUCCACGUGUCCCACAGCUCCUCGGACAUCCGCAAGGUGACCAGCGUGAAGCCCCUCAAGGCCAUCCCCUGCAGUAGCUCCGCCCCUCCCCUGCCUCCCAAGCCCAGAAUCGCAGCCAUCGCCUCCAUGAAGUCCCCCGAGGCCGAUCCUGUGGAACCAGCUUGUGGAGUCAGCCGGAGACCCUCCCUCCAGCGGUCUAAGUCAGACUUGAGUGACAGAUAUUUCCGAGUGGACGCGGACGUGGAGAGGUUCUUCAACUACUGUGGGCUGGACCCGGAAGAGCUGGAAAACCUGGGCAUGGAAAACUUUGCAAGGGCUAAUUCUGACAUCAUAUCCCUCAACUUCCGCAGCGCAAGCAUGAUCAGCUCAGACUGUGAACAGUCUCAGGACAGUAACAGUGACCUUAGAAAUGAUGACAGUGCCAAUGACCGCGUGCCGUAUGGCAUUUCUGCCAUCGAAAGAAAUGCUAGAAUCAUCAAGUGGUUAUAUAGCAUCAAACAAGCUAGAGAGUCACAGAAGGUCUCCCACGUGUAAGACAGUGCGUGGGAAGGAGGGAGGGUGGGUCUCUGUGCUUAUGCAGUCGUGAAGGUCGUGAGGUCUCCUUGAAGUGUUGUGAGCUUCUCCACUCUUUGUGUUGCUUGUUGUGCAAUGUUUUCAAGUUGCAUGCCUGUCAACAUAGGGACUGACCUGGCUUCCACUUCACCAUCGCUGCAGAGCCUGGCUGAACACGCGUCAUCUGCCAAAAGUUUCAGGCCAGAAUCUGAUUAGGGCUUUGCUCCUAAGCAAAACUGUUUACAUGAAAAUGGUAUACAACUUCUUCGAUAUUUAUGUGGUUCUUGUGUUUUUAUAUCCCGCGCUAUUGUGUCUUAAUUAAAACUUUUAUCAACUGGCUUUUAAGUUGAGAGCAGAAUCUUUUUGAAAUAAAAAGCCACUUUGCCUACAUGUGAGACUAUUCCCAUGCGACAGUGAUUGGGAUCUGCUGUCAAAACAGAUAGUGACUGACCAAACAUAGAACCAGGCUGGGUUUUCUGUGGAAUAAAGUGGUGAGCCUGACGUUAAUCGUUUACAUGUUGAAAUUCUCUUUCCACUUAGUGAAGCAGUCGUUUGGAUAACAAUGCUACGUUUUGUGUCCGAUUCAGUGUGUAAAUGUUGGUGGUUCUGUGUAAUACUGACCCCAAGGAAAGAUGAUCAGAUACAAUGAAGGAUGGGUAAAUCUAGGAGGUUGGAUGUUUGGGGGUUUUGUUGAUGUUGUUCUGAUUUGGGAUAAUUCAGAAAUUUUUAAUAUCUUUUGACAGAAUGGCCACCCUGAAACAGAUACUGAAUGCCUUUAAAAAAAAAAAAAGUUGUGGUUUUUUUAUGGGUUUUUUGUUUGUUUGUUUGUUUUGUUUUGGUCAAGAACUACUAAUUUCAUGCUGUUUCUUUCCCUCUCCUUUUGUUGUUGUUUGGUUUGGAGGAAGGGAGUGGGGCUUGUGCAGGUUCGCACAGAAAUGGAAAUACCAGCCAUAUCAGUAGAGCCUCCCAUUCAAAAGUGAAUGCACUUGGUAGCUAAACUAUAUCUGAGCAGUGUGAUUCUGUUGUCUUGUAUAUGUUAUUCUCUCAGGCUGUGGGUCUUUGUUACAGCUCUAGGAAACUGUAGAAACACAUUGCUAUGUAGCUUUUCCACUCCAUGGUCUCUAGUGCUGCCUAUCAACUUGUCCCCUUUUUUCCCCAAUAACCUGUCUUCCAGGUGGUACACUUAGCCGUCACUCAGGUGACACCAGGAUGUGGCGGCAGAGAGGGAAACCUAUAAGUGGUUUGCCUCAUUGCUUUUGCUACGUCUGAAGUUCUCAGCAGCACUACGUUAGACUUCAUCAGCUAAUAGGAAACUUUUUAUGGUGUAAAUGCUGUAAGACUUUGUACAUACUUCAGUUGUUAUGAAAUCUUUAAAGAAAAAAAUGAAAAAAUUACGCUAAUAAAUUGCUCUGGUGCAGGCA
This is a messenger RNA of Saimiri boliviensis boliviensis (Bolivian squirrel monkey), 3516 nucleotides long. It is a transcript of the gene FAM110B, whose product is annotated as family with sequence similarity 110 member B. Lineage: Eukaryota; Metazoa; Chordata; Mammalia; Primates; Cebidae. The record is from RefSeq and is a predicted model, not a curated record.